Molecule: messenger RNA, 1533 nt
Organism: Linum trigynum
Lineage: Eukaryota; Viridiplantae; Streptophyta; Magnoliopsida; Malpighiales; Linaceae
Source: the annotation of a GenBank genome assembly
AUGAGUCGAUACGACAGCCGCCCCGGCGACCCUGCUUCUUACCGUGACAGGAAGAGUGAUUCAGGUUUUGGUGGUGGUUCGAGCUAUGGUGGUGGUUCUGGACGAUCGUCAUCUGAAAGGCGGGAUCAGAGUCAUGCCGGUGGUUCACCAAGGAAAUCAGAUCUCGAUGGAUUGACUCCAUUUGAGAAGAAUUUCUAUGUGGAAUCACCUACUGUCGCUGCAAUGUCUGACAGGGAGGUUGAGGAGUAUAGGCUGCGAAGAGAAAUCACUGUGGAGGGACGUGAUGUUCCAAAGCCUGUUUUGAGCUUUGACGAUGUUGGGUUUCCAGAAUAUGUUAUGCAAGAGGUUAGUAAAGCUGGCUUUACAGAACCUACCCCUAUACAAUCUCAAGGAUGGCCGAUGGCUUUGAAAGGACGCGAUCUUAUUGGUAUUGCUGAAACCGGAUCUGGUAAGACGCUUGCCUACCUGUUACCAGCGAUUGUCCAUGUCAAUGCCCAGCCAAUAUUAGCACCUGGAGAUGGUCCGAUUGUAUUAGUUCUAGCCCCAACUAGAGAACUUGCUGUUCAGAUACAGCAAGAAGCUACUAAAUUUGGCGCAUCUUCAAGGAUUAAGAAUACUUGCAUUUAUGGUGGGGUCCCUAAGGGACCUCAGGUUCGUGAUCUCCAGAAAGGCGUAGAAAUUGUUAUAGCUACUCCGGGAAGGUUGAUUGACAUGUUGGAAUCACACCAUACAAACUUGCGAAGGGUUACUUACUUGGUGUUAGAUGAGGCAGAUCGGAUGCUAGACAUGGGUUUUGAGCCUCAGAUGCGAAAAAUUAUCAACCAGAUCCGCCCUGACCGUCAAACCCUGUAUUGGAGUGCUACUUGGCCCAAAGAGGUAGAGCUGCUGGCUAGGAACUUUCUUUACAACCCAUACAAAGUUGUUAUAGGAUCAGCAGAUCUAAAAGCUAACCAUGCAAUUCGCCAACACGUGGACAUUAUUUCAGAGAAUCAGAAGUAUAACAAAUUGGUGAAGUUACUGGAAGAUAUCAUGGAUGGCAGCCGCAUUCUGAUUUUCAUGGAUACCAAGAAAGGCUGUGACCAGAUAACCAGGCAACUCCGCAUGGAUGGUUGGCCUGCUCUCUCAAUUCACGGGGAUAAGAGUCAAGCUGAAAGAGACUGGGUUCUUUCAGAAUUUAAAUCUGGAAAAGCUCCUAUAAUGACUGCAACAGACGUCGCUGCUCGUGGUCUAGACGUGAAGGAUGUUAAGUACGUUAUUAAUUACGACUUCCCUGGGUCGCUGGAAGAUUAUGUUCACCGUAUUGGCAGAACAGGAAGAGCUGGAGCCAAAGGAACUGCGUACACAUUCUUCACAGCCGGGAAUGCCAGAUUUGCUAAGGAGCUCAUCAGCAUACUCGAGGAAGCAGGACAGAAGGUCAGCCCAGAAUUAGCAGCCAUGGGUCGUGGUGCUCCUCCUCCUCCGACAGGGUUUGGGGGCUACCGUGAUCGUGGCAGGGGGACUGGUGGCCGUUCUUGGAGCGAGCUGAAGAGAUGA